Molecule: messenger RNA, 667 nt
Organism: Aplysia californica (California sea hare)
Lineage: Eukaryota; Metazoa; Mollusca; Gastropoda; Aplysiida; Aplysiidae
Product: protein naked cuticle
Source: RefSeq, a predicted model, not a curated record
AACAUUUUAUGUUUGUACCUUUUUCAGACUUAGCCAUAACUUUCACAGACAGACUUGAAGGACGUGUUUUUAAAUUGACAUGGAUCCAAACAGAAGGCAACAUGAUCCGCUGUUCUCACAGGACAUGGCAGAUGACGACCAAGAUCUGUCUUUAAUAUGGAACAACCUGGGUCGGCUAAAGGCAGAGCUCCGGACAAUUGGCCAUCGACUGGACGACGCCGGUGAGGACGGUCUGACCCUUCCUGCUCACUAUCAACACCAGCAACACCAGUAUCAUCACCAUCACCAUCACCAUCACCAUCAUCAUCAGCAGCAGCAACAACAUCAGCAACAUCCCCACCGUUUCCCGGCGUCGUCUUCUCCGUCCCGUGGCCUGGGCGUCAUGCCGGGCGUGUCUUCCGUCAGUGACAAGAGCGGACAGAGCACUGAGAGCUCCCAGCAGUCCCCCGGCCCCGGAGCGCGCCGGAAGCUGUGUCGACUCGAAGACAAGCAUAACGAUGAGGACAGUGGUCAGUCUGGCAAACGAGGGAGUCACCGCAACAGCGAGCCUGGGUCAAGGUCGUCAGCACGGGGUCGAGAAACGCAGCAACAGCAGCAGCGGCAGCAUGGCAUGAGAGAGGACAGUCCCAAGCGAGUGGACUUCUCCCGGACCCAUCAACUGAGAGAG